AAAUUUCAAACCUAGAUGCAUAUUCUAGUUUUAGAUGUCCACGUAUUCAAUUGGAUUCGUUCGAGUCAAUUCAAAUGGGAGAGACGCCUGGUACCGUCGUCGGAAUCAAUCGUCGGGCUGCCACAGCACCAUCGCCACCGCUGUCCGAACCUAUUCACUGUCCGAACCCAGCCCUCUGCCCCGAUUUAUUACUGCCCGGACGCCACUGCCAUAGGACCCCUCGCGGGACUACCGCCGUUAACAGAGGUCGCUGGAAAACAUCGGGGUCAACCCCAUCGCCCGUUCAAUUGCUGCUGAUCGGAACUACCCGCUGCCCGGACUCCGUCGCCGGAGCACGGAGGUUACUGAUUCACCAACCCGGUCACCACCAUCGCAGAGAUCGCUGGAGCAGGGAGAGAGAUCUCAGGAAUUUGCCGAUGCUCCCAAACGCCAUUGGAGGUCGUCGGGAUUGCUGUUCCGGUCUCAUCAGGCGUCGUCAGCCAUAGUUGCCGAGGGAGGCCAUUCGAUGGAUUAGAGGCAGUCCGGCUGGAUCUGCCCGUCUGUCGUCGCUGCUACCCGCUUGAGAAGGAGGACGAGUCGCCACCGCCAGUCCUAACGUUGAUUGCCUGAGAAGCCCGACUCGUGCAUUGCUCGUGGAUUGGAGAUGAACGGGGAAGGAAGUCGCGACCUUGCCGCUGCGUGCUGCUGUUGUCGUGAAAGAAAGCCGGAACAAGGCUAACAUGUAGAACAAGAAAAAGGGGUAUCAUAU
Cuscuta campestris is the source of this 748-nucleotide messenger RNA. NCBI's taxonomy places the organism in Eukaryota, Viridiplantae, Streptophyta, Magnoliopsida, Solanales, Convolvulaceae. The record is from the annotation of a GenBank genome assembly.